GGCUCCGAGACAGACCUUUACCAUGGGGCCGGCAGCGGUUCUCUUCCUCCUCCUCACGCUCGGCGCCUCCGAAGCCAAGCGUGCCGCAGAGUCCAGGAGUGAUGAUAACAGUGUCUUUGAUCUCUUUGAACUCGUUGGCUUCAUUCGGAAGGGAGCUGGGCGCCGGGCACCUGGGGUGCACCUGGUGAAGGGACCAGAAUCCUCCAGCCCUGCUUACCGCAUCGAAGAUGCUGGGCGCAUCCCUGCUGUCCCCGACUCCAAGUUCCAAGACUUAUUAGAUGCCAUCCAUGCCGAGAAGGGCUUCAUCCUCCUGGCCACUCUCCGGCAAGCCAAGAAGAGCAGGGGCACGCUGCUCUCUGUGGAACAGAAAGAUGGCUCUGGGCACGUCUUCAGCCUGGUAUCCAACGGCAAGGCAGGCACCCUGGACCUCAGCCUGUCUGGCGACGGCAAGCAGCAGCUCGUCUCAGUAGAGGAUGCCUUGCUAGCUACAGGACACUGGAAGAACAUCACCCUGUUUGUGCAGGAGGACCGAGCUCAGCUCUAUGUGGGGUGUGAGAAAAUGGAGAAUGCUGAACUGGACAUCCCCAUUCAGAACAUCUUUACGAGGGACCUGGCCAGCAGUGCCAGUCUCCGUAUGGCCAAAGGGGGAGUCAACGACAACUUCCAGGGACUGCUGCAGAAUGUGCGGUUCGUGUUCGGAACCACUCUGGAAACCAUCCUGAGGAACAAAGGCUGCUCCAGCUCCACCAGUGCCAUCAUCACCUUGGACAACCCCAUCAACGGCUCCAGCCCAGCUAUCCGCACGAACUACAUCGGCCACAAGACCAAGGACAUGCAGGCAGUGUGUGGCUUCUCCUGUGAUGAGCUGACCAACAUGUUCGUGGAGCUGCAGGGGCUGCGCUCCAUGGUCACGACGCUCCAGGACAGAGUGCGCAAAGUGACUGAAGAAAAUGAGCUCAUUGCCAAAGUGGUCCAGAUCACCCCGGGAGUGUGCAUUCAUAACGGAAUCUUGCACAAAAACAAAGAGGAGUGGACUAUUGACAGCUGCACUGAAUGCACCUGCCAGAACUCUGCCACCAUAUGCCGCAAAGUGUCCUGUCCUCUCAUGCCCUGCUCCAACGCCACCGUGCCCGACGGGGAGUGCUGCCCUCGGUGCUGGCCGAGCGACUACACUGACGACGGAUGGUCUCCCUGGUCCGAGUGGACGUCCUGCUCUGUGACCUGCGGCAACGGGAUCCAGCAGAGGGGGCGGUCCUGUGACAGCCUCAACAACCGCUGCGAGGGCUCUUCUGUGCAGACCAGGACUUGCCACCUUCAGGAGUGUGACAAGAGAUUUAAGCAGGAUGGUGGCUGGAGUCACUGGUCCCCAUGGUCAUCGUGCUCUGUCACCUGCGGCACGGGCAUCAUCACGAGAAUCCGGCUGUGCAACUCGCCAGUGCCACAGCUCAAUGGCAAACCUUGUGAGGGCGAGGCAAGAGAAAACAAAGCCUGCCAGAAGGAUCCUUGCCCAAUUAAUGGCAACUGGGGCCCAUGGUCUCCAUGGGACACCUGCACAGUGACCUGUGGAGGAGGACUUCAGAAGCGGAGCCGCCUCUGCAAUAACCCUGAGCCUCAGUACGGGGGCAAGGCUUGUGUAGGGAAGGCCAGAGGGACUCAGGUCUGCAACAAGCAGGACUGCCCAAUUGAUGGGUGUCUGUCCAACCCCUGCUUUGCGGGGACCACCUGCACCAGCUCCCCUGAUGGCUCCUGGAAGUGUGGUGCCUGUCCUGCUGGCUAUCAUGGGGAUGGAAUCCACUGUGAAGAUAUUGAUGAGUGCAAAGAGGUUCCUGAUGCCUGCUUUGCCUUCAAUGGAGUGCACAGGUGUGAGAACACCGAACCUGGCUACAACUGCCUGCCUUGUCCACCACGCUUCACUGGGACACAGCCCUUUGGACGCAGUGUGGAGGAUGCCAUGGCCAACAAACAGGUGUGUAAGCCACGUAACCCCUGCACAGAUGGCACACAUGACUGCAACAAGAAUGCCAAGUGCAACUACCUUGGCCACUUCAGUGACCCCAUGUACCGCUGCGAGUGCAAGCCAGGCUAUGCUGGCAACGGCAUCAUCUGUGGCGAAGACACUGACCUGGACGGGUGGCCCAACGAGAACCUCGUCUGUGUGGCCAAUGCCACCUACCACUGUAAAAAGGAUAACUGCCCCAAUCUGCCCAACUCUGGGCAGGAAGACUAUGAUAAAGAUGGGAUUGGUGAUGCCUGUGACAGUGAUGAUGAUGACGAUGGAAUUCCUGAUGACCGGGACAACUGUCCCUUCAUCUACAACCCCCAGCAGUAUGACUAUGACAGGGAUGAGGUUGGUGACCGCUGCGAUAACUGCCCCUACAACCACAACCCUGAUCAGACUGACACUGACAACAAUGGGGAAGGAGAUGCCUGUGCAGUGGACAUUGAUGGGGAUGGAGUCCUCAACGAAAGGGACAACUGCCAGUACGUCUACAACGUAGACCAGAGGGACACAGACCUGGAUGGUGUUGGAGAUCAGUGUGACAACUGUCCUCUGGAACACAACCCUGACCAGGAAGACACCGAUUCUGACCUCAUAGGGGAUCAGUGUGACAACAACCAGGACAUUGAUGAAGAUGGCCAUCAAAAUAACCUUGACAACUGCCCCUAUGUGCCCAAUGCCAACCAAGCUGACCACGAUAAGGACGGAAAAGGCGAUGCCUGCGACCAUGAUGAUGACAAUGAUGGUAUCCCUGAUGACAAAGACAACUGCAGACUGGUUGCCAACCCAGACCAAGCCGAUUCAGAUGGCGAUGGACGUGGGGAUGCUUGCAAAGAUGACUUUGACCAAGACAGCGUGCCAGACAUUGAUGACAUCUGCCCUGAAAACGUGGACAUCAGUGAGACUGACUUCAGGAAGUUUCAGAUGAUUCCCUUGGAUCCCAAAGGAACAUCCCAGAACGAUCCCAACUGGGUGGUUCGUCACCAGGGCAAAGAGCUGGUUCAGACAGUCAACUGUGACCCUGGCCUUGCUGUUGGGUUUGAUGAAUUCAAUGCUGUGGACUUCAGUGGCACCUUCUUCAUCAACACAGAGAGGGAUGAUGACUACGCUGGCUUUGUGUUUGGCUACCAGUCUAGCAGUCGUUUCUAUGUUGUGAUGUGGAAGCAGAUCACCCAGUCCUACUGGGACUCUACGCCAACCAAAGCUCAGGGCUACUCGGGUCUCUCCAUCAAAGUUGUGAACUCCACCACGGGCCCAGGAGAGCACCUUCGGAAUGCUCUGUGGCACACGGGGAACACCCCCGGGCAGGUGAGAACCCUGUGGCAUGACCCCCGGCACAUAGGCUGGAAAGACUUCACUGCGUACAGGUGGCGGCUGAGCCACAGACCCAAGACUGGCUACAUCAGGGUUGUGAUGUAUGAAGGGAAGAAAAUCAUGGCAGACUCAGGACCCAUCUAUGACAAGACCUACGCUGGGGGCCGGCUAGGGCUGUUUGUGUUCUCUCAAGAAAUGGUCUUCUUCUCAGAUCUGAAAUAUGAAUGCAGAGAUCCAUAGUCAGCAGGCUACUGGAUCCAGAGACUCUUUAAAACUGCUGGUAUUGCACCUUCUGAAACGGUUAGCCUUACGGACCCUGGGACCAGUGUAUUAUUCCUUCCUGUCUCCUUUCUGUGCAAAUGUGGACUCAAACACAUCAUCUGCCUCAAGAGAUUGCUUUUGAGAACGAGAGUGAAAACCUACUUAGUACCUGACCUCUGCUGAAGGGGAAGGAAGCAAGUGUGUCUUGCAGCUGAGAAUUCUUCCCUGGACAAGCACACUGCCUUCAGCAGGAAAGACAUUUGGUUGCUGUUCAGCACAGUGCAGUGUCACUGCCUCCAAAUGGAGGUCCCAUGGAGCAGCAUCUUCAAAGAACAUCUUUGGAUGUGCUGUGGACUACUUAACUGAAGACCUUUCAUUGUGUGGGGACAAGGGUUUGGGUGGGAGGUUUUUGUUUUCUUUGUGGGGGAGAGGAAUUGUUUUUUAACAGCUGUGCUACCUUGGUUUACAUCCCUUUGACUUGGAGAAACUCUUGUUCUGUCUGCUUUUCAGAUGAAGACUUAGCCUUUAGUUGUGGUGAGCUAGAUCAGCUGCUGUGUUGCACAGGACAAAACAGAUCUCCUAAGGUGGGAAGGGGAAGGAGGAUUGAAGACUGGCACACUGGAUCACACUAGCUUUGGGAGAACUGGGGUUCACAGCUUGGUUCUGGUUUUGCUGAUCAGAUGCAGAUCUCUCACCUUUGUUAAUGUUCUGUUCAGCUCUGGUGCCAUCUGGGCUAGCACUGUGCUGUCCUGAGAAGCUCAGCACAUGCUUCACUUUUUAUGGUUAAAAAGGCACAAAAUUGAUCUACACAUUCCUCCUCUACAUGCCAGAGAUGCUUUAAACCCCUCACUUCUUUGGAGGGGAAGCAGCCUAUAGGUAAAAUGCUGCCCUUGUAAAAUAUUUAUUUUUACCUGUCCUUCACAGUUUCAUGCCUGAGGGGUUCUUGAUCCAAACAAGUGCGU
Messenger RNA from Dryobates pubescens (Downy woodpecker), 4536 nucleotides. It is a transcript of the gene THBS1, whose product is annotated as thrombospondin 1. The record is from RefSeq and is a predicted model, not a curated record. Gene Ontology annotation, molecular function: calcium ion binding; protein binding. The transcript has 21 exons. The coding region runs from base 23 to 3553 and encodes 1176 amino acids. Gene Ontology annotation, biological process: negative regulation of angiogenesis; cell adhesion. Lineage: Eukaryota; Metazoa; Chordata; Aves; Piciformes; Picidae. Gene Ontology annotation, cellular component: extracellular region.